This is a messenger RNA of Sceloporus undulatus (fence lizard), 430 nucleotides long. Its product is annotated as glucosylceramide transporter ABCA12-like. Bases 15 to 428 code for a protein of 137 amino acids. The record is from RefSeq and is a predicted model, not a curated record. The transcript has 2 exons. NCBI's taxonomy places the organism in Eukaryota, Metazoa, Chordata, Lepidosauria, Squamata, Phrynosomatidae.
CAACAUUUUCAUGGAUGUACUUGUUGGCUGGAAUCUUCAAGGAAACUGGAAUGGCCUUUAUAGUUUAUGUCUGCAUCAACUUGUUCUUUGGCAUCAACACAAUUGUCACUCAUUCAACUGUGUUUUUACUUCACCUGGAAAAGCCCACAGUUCAGAGCUUGUACGACCUCUGUGAAACUCUGAGGCAUGUUUUUCUGGUUUUCCCACAAUUCUGCUUUGGAUACGGCCUGGUCGAACUGUCACAACAUCAAGCUCUGAUGGGUUUCUUGAAAGCAUAUGGAGUAAUCUGCCCUGACACAACAUUCGAGUUGGACAGGAUAAGCUCAAAACUUCUUGGGAUGUUUAUCCAGGGGACAAUAUUUUUUUCAAUCCGCCUCUUGGUUGAUGAUGGGACAAUUCAGAAAAUUUGGUAUAAGAUAUUAGAGUAAGU